This is a messenger RNA of Hibiscus syriacus, 1404 nucleotides long. Its product is annotated as aspartic proteinase CDR1-like. The record is from RefSeq and is a predicted model, not a curated record. Gene Ontology annotation, cellular component: extracellular region. Gene Ontology annotation, biological process: proteolysis. The transcript has a single exon. Gene Ontology annotation, molecular function: aspartic-type endopeptidase activity. The coding region runs from base 43 to 1404 and encodes 453 amino acids. NCBI's taxonomy places the organism in Eukaryota, Viridiplantae, Streptophyta, Magnoliopsida, Malvales, Malvaceae.
UGGCUUCUUCGCUAAGCUACACGAUCUCUAACGCAGUCAUGUAUGCAAAGUGCUAUAAGUACAUCCUCAAACCUACCGAUUAUUCCUCACAUCAUCAUUUUAAAAAUCAAAGAAACUAUCGAAAUGAUGCAUAAUCCACUGUUUCUUGUCCUUGCCGUAAUUUUCUCCAGCCUGGUGAUUCCAUCAGUAACUGGAGCAAAGGCCUCGAGUAGUUUCAGUGUGGACCUUAUUCACCGUGAUUCGCCAACAUCUCCCUUCUAUAAUGCUUCUCUCACCUCAACGGAGAUCCUAAGAAAAAAUGCCCUCCGUUCAAUGUCCCGACUCAAACACUUCCGGUCUUUGAUUGAUCAAAGCGCCAUCAGAUCUGCAUUGAUUCCGAGUGGAGGCAUUUAUCUGAUGAAACUCUCAUUUGGAACACCACCAGUUGAAUACUUUGCCAUUGCAGACACCGGCAGCGACCUUAUAUGGAUACAAUGUCUUCCAUGUGGACAGUGCUAUCCACAAGGCUCUCCUCCUUUUGAUCCUCGGGCCUCGUCCACUUACAAAGAGAUCCCUUGUGGUUCCGACACUUGCCAAGCUCUUCCCCGGAAACAGUGCACCAACACAAAUGACUGUCAAUACUCGUAUGGCUAUGGAGACAACUCGUUUACCGUUGGAGCCCUCAGCACUGAUACCUUGACUUUUGACUCCUCCAAUGGGAAAAUCACAGCAUUCGCCACAUCGAUUUUUGGUUGUGGACACAACAAUCAAGGCAAAUUCAGAAGCCCGACUGCUGGGCUUGUUGGCCUGGGAGGAGGGCCAUUGUCCCUGGUUUCCCAAAUAAGUACUCGAAUUGAUAACAGAUUCUCCUACCGCUUGGUCCCUCGCACUUCAAGCUCCAGUAGUAAACUGCUCUUCGGCCAGGAAGCAGUAAUAUCUCGUCCCGGAGCUGUUUCGACUCCGUUGAUAACCAAAACCCCUCCUACCUUCUACUUCCUUAGCCUCGAAGGUGUUAGCAUCGGAGACAAGACCGCACAGCCAGAUUCGAGCCACCGGAAUAUCAUAAUCGAUUCGGGAACAACACUCACGCUCCUAGAAUCAAAUUUUUAUAACAGCUUAGAGACUAUAGUGAAAGACACCAUUGGAGCAGAUCCAGUGCAAGAUCCUUCAGGAACAUAUAGAUUGUGUUAUGGGGCAGAAACUAAUAUCAACGUUCCAGAAAUGGUGUUCCAUUUCAGUGGUGCUGACCUUCGCUUGCAACCCGUCAACACAUUCCGGAUCAAUGCGGACUUAAUGUCUAUGCUGAUAGUUCCAAGUGACUCCUUAUCUAUCUUUGGAAACUAUGCACAGAUAAAUUUCCGGUUGGAGUAUGAUCUUCAGAAGAGAACUGCCUCCUUUGCUCCAACAGAUUGUACCAAACAAUAA